UUGUUUUUCCGCUUCCGGGUCAAGCACAGUCUCCACAAACAGCCAUAAUGUUGACCCGACUGUUACGGCUCGGCCCCGCUCUACCCCGGUUACUUGCUCGUCCGCCGGCAAGGUUUGUCUCUCAGUCCAAACCGAGCGGUGCCGCCGGUUCUCCCGCUAUGACGGAGCUGCACCCCACGGUUGACCAGGGUGGACACGGUGAGGUCAGCCAGUACGUCAAGAAUCCAGAUUACCAUGGCUUCUCCAGUGAUCCUGUGGUGGAUGAGUGGAACAUGAGGGUGGCCUUCUUCUUUGGCAUCUCACUGACUCUUGUGAUCGGAUCAGCAUUUAUCCACUAUUUACCAGACCAUGGAAUGCGGCAGUGGGCCAGAAGGGAGGCUGAGCGUGUGAUCCAGCAGAGAGAACAGGAGGGUCUUCCUCUCAUAGAUGAGAACUAUUACGACCCUAACAAGAUCAUUCUACCGUCUUCUGGAGAGGAGUAGGAUGUCUUUAUCUCUAUCAUCCACCUUCUGUGUUUCAUGAUUAUUGUAUUACACUAUAAUAAAUGAUAUUAGGUAUUGAGUUGUGUAA
Molecule: messenger RNA, 570 nt
Organism: Limanda limanda (common dab)
Lineage: Eukaryota; Metazoa; Chordata; Actinopteri; Pleuronectiformes; Pleuronectidae
Gene: ndufb11
Product: NADH:ubiquinone oxidoreductase subunit B11
Exons: 3
Coding region: 48-482 (144 amino acids)
Source: RefSeq, a predicted model, not a curated record